AUGGAGUUCAUGCCGGACGCCACGAGGUCGGGUAGGUGGAAUGCGCCUUGGGAGCGAUGGCAAGAACAGCCACAAAGCCUGGAGGUGGAUUGGUAUGAGCCGGCUAGGUCCCAUGACGAAGCGUAUGUGCCUGAUUUUCCAGAACAAUCCGAAGAGUUCCAUCUGCCUCCAACAGAAGGCGCCGAGUGUGAACUUCCCCAGGGGGAUGAGCCACCGGAGGGCCAGUGGGGUGAGGAAACAAAUGAGAAUUUCAACUCUUGGUCCAUUGCCGGAAGUUCCACCGAGGUUGGACCAGAGAAUAAUAUCGUUGCGGGAGGGGACGCAAGGGCUGCUCCGGAAGAUGAAUGCGUUGGGUCUUCGUCUUCGGAUGAGGCAAGCGAAUGCGAGGCCCCCAGAAAUUUUCUUGCGAGGCUCGAAGUGCCGGCGCCACCAGAUGGCAUGCGCUUCUUGAGGCAUGCAAACAGUAGAGUGGGCCAUAUCAUCAAGAUUGAGCACAAACAUCGCUUCCAGUGUGGAAGAAUGGUCACAAGUGCCUAUGGCCCACCUGGGGAUUUGCAGUAUGAUACUUCGGCGCAGGGAGUCACUACUUCCAGACAGAUGGCAUUUUGCGCGGGCAGUCCGAAUCAGUCACCCACAGAUGAUGCUGUGAAGAAUCUUGCGGAAAAGGUUGACGCCACUCCGGAAGGGGCUUCGGCCACCAUUGGUCAGGUGGCAAACAUGCGGAUGCUCCUUUUCGAACGUGCUAGAUUAGUCACAGCUCAUGUGAAAACCCAAGCCACUGCAGACGAUGCAGAUGUGACGGGCCGCAAGCUGCCUCACGUGGAGAAGCAAGCCAGACUAGUGGAGCAGCGCAAGAGGCUAGUGGGGGUCCUCGUUGAGGGUGAGACCCAGCCUAGUUACGCGCUGGUGGACAUGUGCCAGCUGAUUUCAGAGAGCAAUUCCAUAACUUGGAUUUCGCCAGCCAAGUGCACAAAAAGGGAUGUGGAGAUGCAAAUGUUGGGGAAAGAGAAGACGUCUUUGGUCCAAGCCGAGACGGGGGCCCUUAGACUCAGCACAGCUGCCAAGGUGCCAGAAGCGGAGCACGAGCAUGAUCUGUACACGCAGACCCUCAUGGCAUAUCUGAACACCGAGCCAGCUGCUGGCAUGCCCAGAGUUUCAGUCGCACAGGUGAUUCGUGCGGACAGAGAGGUGUGGACGAUCAUGAAUCGGGAAAUCCAGCCUCCAGUGACCGCCAAGAACGCUUCAGGUGUUCCCGUCAUGGCAGAGGCGUUAUCAAGGCCGGCCAGCAAGGCCAAAGCAAAGGCUGGAAAGCAUAAGCAAGCCUCUUCCAUGAUCCCGGAGUCAUUGAAGGGAAGCACGUGUCGCAUCAAAGAGGGUGCGUCAAAGGUUUCCACGUGUGUGCGUACUGCCAUAAAGCAGGACACAGCUUUACGCAUUGUCGCCAGAGGGGUGCCUUUGUACAUGGGGGACUAUGUGGUCUUAGAGGGAGAGGUGCGGGCGGAGGGCCAGGGUUCGGAAACAAAGCAUAUCAAUGGCAAGGAUGUGACUGGAGGUGUCCUUCCGUGGAAGCGUGUGGUCAUUGCAGCGUUCACCAUACGAAAUCUUGAGAAGCUGUCGCCUCAGUCCCUGAAGCAGCUGUGCGUGGUCUUCAUCUUCGUCGAGCAGCAAACGUGUGCAAGUGCAGAGUCCGAGAAAGACAACAUCCUGCUCCUUUGGAUCGCUCCUCCAUGCGGCACAGCGAGCCGAGCGCGUGAGAAGCCGUUGCCAUCCUUCGUAAAAGCGGGCCUGAAAGUUCCGGUGCCUCUUCGCAAUGACGCCUUUCCAGAUGGACUGGGCAAAUUGUCUGCUACAGACAAGCAAAGGGUCGAGGAAUCAAACCAAUUGUAUGAACAAGUGACUGCCAUUGUUCGUGAGGCACUGAAGCUUCAGCUGCACGUCGCAAUUGAGAACCCGACCAACUCCCUUGACUGGGAGACCUCUUUCUCUGCUCCUCUCAAGGAGGUCUUGCAUGCAUUUUACGUCACUUUCCACAACUGUGGGAGUGCCGUCCCCACCGGGCGAGUUCCUGAAAAGGGCGGUGGCUGCAGGGCCAUCCUGGGACGCUGGACGCGGCCGAGCUCGAGGAAGCAGAGGAGCAGUUGCACAGGUCCCUCCCACCGCAUCUUCAGGAAACACUUCGAGGAAAGCGCCUACUCCUCUGGGAAGAGAAACCAAGAGUGCCGUUUCCCGGACACCAAUCUAAUUCAGGAUAUAAAGAAGGGCUUCAAUCUUACGGGUUGGCUUGAGCAAGGUGGCUUGUUCGAGCCGAAGGUUCGUGCCCCGGAUUUUGAUGUCAGCACCUUGAAAAAGAUGGCACGGGGCCUCAAUGCCCAUACUUUGGAGCGCCUUAGCAACAGGCAAGAUCCAGUUUUGGAGGAGAAAACUUGGUCGGAGUCUUGCGAGGAGCUGCAAAAGGGUUGGAUGUUCCGCGACGAGCAUGUUGACCAAGCCAAGCAAUGCACAGGGAUGCGAUUUGGCAUACUGCAGGGUUCUGCCGGGAAACUCCGUGUCAUAGACGACCUAUCGGUGUGCGGCAUAAACGGGGCCGCUGGUCUUAAAGAGGCUUUUCAACUUCACACGGCGGACCGGGACCUAGUGCGCAUAGCCGUGAACGAACCGGGCAAAAGCUCCCCUACCUUCCUGGGCAUAAACGCGCUGCCCUUCGGAGCUGCUGGUUCCGAAAUCACCGAGGAGGUCCAGGGCAUCCUGACGGCAGAUAGGCUCAUUGCAAAGCAGUCCGAGCAAUUGCGAGGGCGGAUGUGCUUCUUUGAGGGGUUCGUCUUCGGCAGAGUCCCAAGCACGGCGCUUAGGUGCAUGGACCGUGCGGCAAGGUCGGGCGCCACCAAAGGUUGUUUGGCUGCCGAUGUUAUACGUGCUCUGCAUGCACUGCUUGAUCGCCUAGCCACAGCUCGUCCGUUGGAGUUGAGUUACAAGUCGGAGCGGACUUUCAUUCUCUUCACCGACGGGGCGUGUGAGGGUCAUCCCAAGGUGGGUUCCAUAGGGGGAGUUGUAAUAGGUUUACACGGGGAGCCCAUUUCAUUCUUUUCAGAACGUCUGCCGGACAGCUUCAUGCAGGCGCUGAGUGAAAACUCGGAAAAUCCAAUAUUCGAGUUGGAAUUGCUGCCUGUUCUUGCUUCCUACAUGAUCUGGAGGGAGUGGAUAAGGCACUCCCAGAUCGUGAUUUACAUCGACAAUACUGGGGCCAAGGAUGUCUUGCAAGCCGCCACCGGGGGUCACGGCCUCGGCCAUUUGAUCUUGUGUGAGUGUCUCAAAGACGAGAACUUGCUGGGCUUAAAGCCGUGGUUCAGCAGGGUUCCUUCCUUUUCUAACUUGGCAGAUGCGCCGAGCAGAGGAGAUGUGCAUGCCUUGCUUGCCUCCGGCUGCUCUUGGAUGCGAGUCCAGUGGGAAGACGUUCUAAAGCGUGUGCUCUCAGAGGGGGCAUAG
This is a messenger RNA of Symbiodinium pilosum, 3483 nucleotides long. The record is from the annotation of a GenBank genome assembly. Lineage: Eukaryota; Dinophyceae; Suessiales; Symbiodiniaceae.